AUUAAUCUGACCUUUUAAAAACGUAAAGUUUAGAUGAAGUUGAAACGUUUUCUCCUACGCUAUUAUCCACCAGGAAUUAUACUUGAUUAUGAACAGGGUGGAGCUAUGAAAACAAAAUCCAUAGAUCUUCUGGAGUUGACACCUGAAAGCGAUACUGAAGAAGUCCUGAAAGAAUUAUGUAGCAAGGAACCCUUGAUAACUGAGAAGCGGAAAACACAGGUUCAAGAGCUAAUUGAACGUCUGAAAUCCAAGCUCUGUCGUGGUAGUAAAACCAAAUUCGGCCAGUAUAAGAUAUUGCGUGCACAUAUUUUACCUUUGACCAAUGUUGCUUUCAACAAAAGUGGGAGCCACUUCAUUACUGGCUCUUAUGAUCGUACAUGUAAAGUUUGGCAGACCGAAACUGGAUCUGAAGUAUACACAUUAGAAGGACACCGAAAUGUGGUUUAUGCGAUUGUAUUUAAUUUACCUUUCUCAGAUAAGAUUGCAACUGGUUCAUUUGAUAAAACUGCUCGAUUAUGGAGUGCUGAAACUGGAAAAUGUCAUUAUGUUCUACAAGGUCAUACAGCAGAAGUUGUUUGUAUACAAUUCAAUCCAACUAGUAAUCUUAUUGCUACAGGUAGUAUGGAUACUCUUGCAAAAUUAUGGGAUGUGGAAACUGGAAGUGAAUUAGCUAGUCUAAAUGGUCACACAGCUGAAGUUAUUGCAUUGCAGUUCUCUCAGUGCAGUUCAGUUACAACUUAUGGAACAUCAAAUGGAAAUAAUGGUCCUUAUGCAGAUUCUGUGUGCGGAGCAGGUAAUGGACGCCUAAUGUUAACAGGAAGCUUUGAUCAUACUGUUUGCUUAUGGGAUGUAAGAACUGGUGAACGCACACAUCAUUUAAUUGGCCAUGCUGCAGAAGUAUCCGCUGCCUCAUUCACGUAUGACACUUGUUUAGUUGCAACAGCUUCAAUGGACAAGACUGUUAGGGUGUGGGAUACUAGAACUGGUCGUCAACUACACUUACUUACUGGUCAUCAGGAUGAAGUAUUGGAUGUAACAUUUGAUCCUAGUGGUCGACGUUUGGCUAGUGCUAGUGUUGAUGGUACUGCAAGAGUCUGGAAUGUUGGUUUAAGUGGUGAUACGAAAACUACCAAAUUCCUCUCUACACUAAUAGGACAUGAAGGUGAAGUUAGCAAAGUAUGCUUUAAUUCACCUGGUAAUCUAGUGUUAACAGCUAGUUCAGAUAAAACAGCACGUCUAUGGGACGCAGAAACUGGUGAAUUAAAAGAUAUUCUAUCUGGACAUACAGAUGAAGUAUUCAGUUGUGCUUUUAAUUAUGAAAGUGACACAAUUAUAACUGGAUCUAAAGAUAAUACAUGUCGUAUAUGGAAAUAACAUUUUUAACAAUAAUGAAUAUCAUGAACUUUCCUCCAUUUUUUUUUGUUACUUGAAUUGCUUAAUUUUCUU
Schistosoma turkestanicum is the source of this 1446-nucleotide messenger RNA. The record is from the annotation of a GenBank genome assembly. NCBI's taxonomy places the organism in Eukaryota, Metazoa, Platyhelminthes, Trematoda, Strigeidida, Schistosomatidae.